Neomonachus schauinslandi (Hawaiian monk seal) is the source of this 2901-nucleotide messenger RNA. It is a transcript of the gene IRAK2, whose product is annotated as interleukin 1 receptor associated kinase 2. The transcript has 13 exons. Bases 59 to 1933 code for a protein of 624 amino acids. Gene Ontology annotation, biological process: interleukin-1-mediated signaling pathway; protein phosphorylation; intracellular signal transduction. Gene Ontology annotation, cellular component: cytoplasm; nucleus; plasma membrane. The record is from RefSeq and is a predicted model, not a curated record. NCBI's taxonomy places the organism in Eukaryota, Metazoa, Chordata, Mammalia, Carnivora, Phocidae. Gene Ontology annotation, molecular function: protein kinase activity; ATP binding; protein binding.
CCCGGCGCAGCUGUCCCAGUUGUCCGCGCGCCUGCCCGCCGGCCCCCGGAGCCCAGCCAUGUCCUGCUACAUCUACCAGCUGCCCGCCUGGGUGCUGGACGACCUGUGCCGCAACAUGGACACGCUCAGCGAGUGGGACUGGAUGCAGUUCGCCUCGUACGUGAUCACAGACCUGACGCAGCUGCGGAAGAUCAAGUCGAUGGAGCGGGUGCAGGGCGUGAGCAUCACACGGGAGCUGCUGUGGUGGUGGGGCAUGCGGCAGGCCACCGUCCAGCAGCUGGUGGACCUCCUGUGUCGCCUGCAGCUCCACCGCGCAGCCCAGAUCGUUCUGAACUGGAAACCAGUUCCUGAAGUCAAGUCUUCUUCCCUAGACUUCCCGGAUGCUGCAAAGCCAGGAAGGCUGCUGGCAGCUUCUGUAAGAAACACUGAAGAUGAACAGGAAAAGGGGCCAUCCGUGAGGCCAGAUGCCUUUCCAAGUCCAGGGCCCGCUCCAGCCAGAGCCAACCUCCUGCCUCCUUCUACAGAUGCCCCUCGUUCCUUAAAAACCAAGUCAGUUGACUUUCCUGUUUCACCUGAUUCAAAGGACUUUAGCACCUCCCUUCCUAAGCAGGAAACACUUGUAAGCCCGGCUGAAGAUAGCCUUUUCUGGAGUGAGGCAGACGUGGUCCAGGCAACUGAUAACUUCAACCAAAAUCACAAAAUCAGUGAGGGGACCUUUGCUGACAUCUACAAAGGGCAAAGGCAUGGCACGCCAUUCGUCUUCAAGAAGCUCAGAGAGGUGGCCUACUCAGGUCCAGGACUGGUCGAAAAAUUCUUCCAGGCAGAGGUACAAAUUUGUCAUAGAUGCUGCCACCCCAAUGUCUUACCUCUGCUGGGCUUCUGCACUGGAAAUCAGUUUUACAGCUUGAUCUACCCAUACAUGGCAAAUGGUUCUUUACAGGACAGACUCCAGGGUCAGGGAGGCACAGACCCCCUCCUCUGGCCCCAGCGUGCCGGCAUCUGCUCUGGGCUGCUCCGAGCUGUGGGGCAUCUGCACAGCUUGGAGAUCAUCCACGGCAACGUCAAGAGCUCCAAUGUUUUGCUAGACCAGAACUUCACCCCCAAGCUGGCUCAUCCAAUGGCUCACCUGUGUCCUAACAACAAGAGGUCAAAAUAUACCAUGAUGAAGACUCACCUUUUCCAGGCCUCUGCCGCAUAUCUGCCGGAAGAUUUCAUCAGGGUGGGGCAGCUGACAAAACGAGUGGACAUCUUCAGCUGUGGAAUCGUGCUAGCUGAGGUCCUCACUGGCAUCCCUGCAAUGGAUAACAACCGAAGCCCCGUUUACCUGAAGGAUUUACUCCUCAGUGCAAUCCCCGGCAGCAGCACCUCGCUGUGCGGCAGGAAGACGGGCGUGGAAACGGUGAUGGCUAAGGAGAUCUGCCGGAAGUACCUGGAGAAGGGAGCCGGGCGGCUGCUGGACGACUGCGCCGAGGCCUUGGCCAUGGCCGCCUGCCUCUGCCUGAGGAGGCGGAACGCCAGCUUGGCUGAGGUGUGUGGCUCUGUAGCGGCUGUGGAAAAGCAGCUCAGAGGUCAGGAGACGUUGCUCCCUUUGAGUGGGCUUUCUGAGGGCACAGGCUCUUCCUCCAACACCCCAGAAGAAACAGACGACGUGGACAAUUCCAGCCUCGAGGCCUCCUCCUCCAUGAGGGUAGCACCUGGGGCUGGGGCUACCGCCUCACUCCCUUCAACAGAGGAUGGAGAAGGCAGGCUGCAGGUGUGUGUGGGAGUGCAGGCAGACUCCUUCUCUGUGGCCUCUGCCAGGCCGGAGCCUCCCCAGGAUGCUACAGAGACUUCGUGGAGAAUCGAGAUCAAUGAGGCCAAAAAGAAACUGAUGGAGAAUAUCGUGUUCUACAAAGAAGGGAAACUGGACAGCAUUGAGCUUUUUGGCCCCUGAUAACUAGAGCACAGCUUAUCCUCGAUUGGAAAGACAAACACCAAAUCAAGAAAAAGAUCUGAGGCAGAAUCAUAAUCUCCCAGGAAACACCAAACAUCAGCUUUCCUGGACCAGGGAGAGAAGCUUCCAUCUUGCCAGAGUGAAUUAGGGAAGAAGGGACCUCAGCUUUUCAAGACACAAAAAUCCAUGAAGUCAUCAUUUUUUCUGGGAUUUGUCAAUCAGAGCUGGGGAUCAGGAGACCGAAGCGGAAACCCUGGUCCAUAGGCCCAGGAUGUGGGCAAUUUUGUGGUUUUGGGGUGUGCGUGGUAAUACUGUUACUCAGCUCACACCCCUCAAGAACUGAGGGAGGAUUGUCAGUUGCACUUUCCAAAGUUAAGUCUCUCUGGGUCCUAUUUGCUGACAACCACCUGCAAACUUCCAUGGCCUGAAAGAUUCUCAACUUGUGUCCCAAUGCAGUUCUUAAUUCACAGUCUGGAGUUUACAAAUGCCAGACACCUGGCAAAGAGCUCUGCAGGUUUUCCACGUCUCCCUCAGAAAUCUUGUAACCCACAGAUAUUUAUUUAUGCCUACUCAGCACCUUUAUCGUCCCAUCCCACUAAUGCUAAUAUUUUUAGUGGAGCUUUUGAGAGUAUGUGUUAUUUAUGGGUGAAUGAAGAAUCAGAGAGCUAGUUUUAUGUCCAGUUCUGUUGCUAUUUAAAUCAAUCAUUUAAUUUCUGGAACCUUGGUUUUCUUAUAAGUAACACCUGUUCAUUUUCCUUCCUUGGCUUGUUGAGAGGAACAGGUGAGACAUGGUUGUAGAAGUACUUUGAAAAUGCACUUAUCCUUUUUUAUAAAAUAAAUAAAGACAUUAAACAUAUAUUUCUUCCACGUACCUAAGGUUUAUGGACUGGGUAUUUUUCUGAAAAGUCAUGUUGCAAAUAUUUUUGUGAAACAAAUGCUAUUUUAAAUUCAGUGUGUCCUAUUUUAAA